AUGCUCUCUAGAACAAUUCGUGCACAAGGUGCUUCCCUAAGAAGGUCGCAAUUAACCUUCACAAAGUCAUUUUCAACUACAGUCAACAUGCAAAAUGCCCAAAAGAGAGCACCUACAGGUGUCGUUUUAAUGAACAUGGGUGGCCCCUCCAAGGUCGAAGAAACGUAUGACUUUUUAUAUCAAUUGUUUGCUGAUAAUGACUUAAUUCCUAUUAGCGCUAAAUACCAAAAAACUAUUGCUAAGUAUAUUGCGAAGUUUCGUACUCCUAAGAUAGAAAAGCAAUACAAGGAAAUUGGUGGAGGUUCUCCGAUUCGCAAAUGGUCGGAAUAUCAAGCUUCUGAAGUUUGUAAAAUUUUGGACAAGACCUGUCCGGAAACAGCACCCCAUAAGCCUUACGUGGCGUUCCGUUAUGCAAAGCCGUUAACGGGUGAGACUUACAAGCAAAUGCUAGAGGAUGGCGUGAAGAAAGCCGUGGCCUUUUCUCAAUAUCCUCAUUUCUCCUAUUCUACCACUGGGUCGUCUAUCAACGAAUUAUGGAGACAGAUCAAGGCAUUGGACUCUAAGAGAUCUAUUUCGUGGUCUGUCAUUGAUCGUUGGCCCACAAAUGAAGGUCUGACUAAGGCAUUCUCUGAAAAUAUCACCAAAAAAUUGCAAGAGUUCCCACAGCCUGUUAGAGACAAGGUGGUUUUGUUGUUUUCCGCACAUUCCCUACCCAUGGAUGUUGUUAACACUGGUGAUGCCUACCCCGCGGAGGUUGCUGCGACUGUUUACAAGAUUAUGCAAAAGCUGAAGUUUAAGAAUCCUUAUAGAUUAGUUUGGCAAUCCCAAGUUGGACCCAAACCAUGGCUGGGUGCCCAAACAGCAGACAUCGCCGAAUUUUUAGGACCGAAAGUUGACGGUCUGAUGUUCAUUCCUAUUGCCUUUACCUCUGACCAUAUUGAAACCCUGCACGAAAUCGACUUAGGUGUUAUUGGAGAGUCGCCAUAUAAGGAUAAAUUCAAAAGAUGCGAAUCUUUGAAUGGUAAUCAAACUUUUAUUGAAGGCAUGGCAGAUCUUGUGAAAAACCACUUGGAAAGUCAUCAGCUGUACUCCAAUCAAUUACCUCUAGACUUUACACUUGGUAAGUCUAGCGAUCCCGUAAAAGACCUUUCAUUGGUAUUUGGCAAUCAUGAAUCUACUUGA
Molecule: messenger RNA, 1182 nt
Organism: Saccharomyces kudriavzevii IFO 1802
Lineage: Eukaryota; Fungi; Ascomycota; Saccharomycetes; Saccharomycetales; Saccharomycetaceae
Gene: HEM15
Product: ferrochelatase HEM15
Exons: 1
Coding region: 1-1182 (393 amino acids)
Biological process (GO): heme biosynthetic process
Molecular function (GO): protoporphyrin ferrochelatase activity
Source: RefSeq, a predicted model, not a curated record